AUGGUCGAACUCAUCCCUCCCCCCGAUCCCAGAGAGCUGCUCCCUCCGCUAUUGGCGUGUCUCCCCACGGCCUUCGUAUCGCCUCGUCCUCCCCCGGCUCUUCUAUCGCUGCUUUCGCCCAUCCUCCGUCAACGAGUGCAAGUCUUCAGCUCCGUCUCCGCAUCGCCGACCGAAUCAUGGCUGCAGUUGCUGUGCUGGAAUGAAGGGAAAGCCGAACGUCUUCAGGCACUGGUGGACGGCACAAACUUUGAGCCCCAUCCCGUCUCCGGCGAAAUUGAGUUACCCGGGGAGAUCCCCGUGACGUACAAGCGGAUCGACGAGGAAACCCUCCAGUCUCGAAUGCUCCUGGACGACUACAGUCUAAGAGUUCUGUAUCUGUGGUGUCCCACCGACGUGGAAGGUGGAGGACCCGGAUGGCGAGUCGCAGAGCUGCUUCCCCAGGAAGGCGAGUCCGAGGAUGAUCGGGAGUGGUCGAUUUCCAUAGGGGAGGCCAAUGCGCGGGCAAAGGAGCAGGUGCUGGAGGAUGCCCUGAAGUCCGCCGAGAAGCACGAACAAGCCGCUGCUCGGCCUGCGCAAGAGGCAGAAGAAGAAGACGACGACGAUGACGAUUACUGGGCGCAGUACGACGCAACGCCGGGCAGAACUCCGUCGGUCAAAACGCCUGCUCCCAACUCGCAACGUGAGACCUCCGAGGCGGCAUACUUCUCUCGGUAUGCCGAAGUGCAACCGGCGAUGGACAACCAUGACCCGGAGGAGCAACAACCGCCGGGAUCAUCUUCUUUGAAUGGGGACAUACUCGCUAGCCUUCUUCAGCGCCAGAUCAACGACUCGGAGACGGAGGAACCGGCGCCUCGCAACGAGGGCUUAAACGGGCACAGCGCCAUGCCAUUAAACCACCCUCGACCCUCGUCCAUCUCGUCUGGAAGCUCCGACGCCGUCGCCAAGUUGGAAAGGGAGGCGGCAAGCCAGUCCGCGUGCGAAGUGGGAGUCAAGCAACAUAUCGGCUCCAAUAUCAAGAGCUUGUUCCGUCUGGCGAAAGCUACGGGGAUCUCUCGAGCGGAGUUCCAAUCUCUUGUGACAACUGAACUAGAUCUUUUGGAGGUCACCGAUCGGGACUGA
Molecule: messenger RNA, 1119 nt
Organism: Aspergillus steynii IBT 23096
Lineage: Eukaryota; Fungi; Ascomycota; Eurotiomycetes; Eurotiales; Aspergillaceae
Exons: 1
Coding region: 1-1119 (372 amino acids)
Source: RefSeq, a predicted model, not a curated record